AUGUCUUUCUAUCGCGGGAUUCUCCUCACCUCGCUCCUUGUACCCUCCGCUCUGGCCGGAAGCUACUCGUUAUCCCAGAGCAACGUGGGAUCCGAGUUUUUAUCGAACUUCCAGUGGGAGAACAUCACCGAUCCUACAAAUGGUCGAGUGGAGUACGUCACUCAGAGCACUGCUCUGGCAGAGAACUUGACCUAUACGUCGUCGGACACUUUCAUCAUGCGUGCGGAUUAUACCACGACAUUGGAUGCUUCGGGCCCAGGACGCAAAAGCAACCGCAUCAAGAGCAACACGAAGUACAACACUCAUGUCGCUGUAUUUGAUAUCCGACACAUGCCCCAGGGAUGUGGCACCUGGCCUGCACUCUGGGAAGCCGACGACACCGUUGGUACUUCUGCCGGCGAAGUUGACAUCUUAGAGGGCGUCAACGACGUAUCCCCUGAUAGCGUCACUCUGCACACAAACGGAACUUGUACCAUGCCAUCUAACCGCACAAUGCUUGGAACGGCCCUGUCAAACGACUGCAGCUCGUCAGCGUCCGUCGAGAACGGUAACAAUGGAUGUCCUGUUAAUGCACCGUACACCUCGUCAUAUGGCACUGUGUUUAACACAUACGGCGGUGGAUGGUAUGCUGUUGAGCGGACGUCGGAGUACAUCCGCGUGUGGUUCUGGUCGCGGAACGGCACGACAACGCCGUCCGAAGUUAGCUCAGGCGCGAGCAACAUCAAUACGGACAGCUGGGGUACUCCCAUCGCGUACUUUCCCGAUACGAAUUGCAACCUGAAGGAUCUUUUUGGAAACCACAACAUCAUCAUCGACUUAACGUUCUGUGGUAGCUGGGCUGGAGAGGCCUUUGGCCCCGCAGGGUGUCCUGGCAACUGCACCGAUUACGUCAAUAGUAACCCGUCCGCAUUCGAAAAUGCGUACUGGGAAUUCGCCGCGGCGCGUGUCUACUUACCCUCGUCGUCAGCGUCGAACAGCUCGAAUGCGACGUCGACGAGCAACUUCUCUGCGGCGUCGCCGUCAAGCACCUCGUCCGGCAGCUACGUCACGCAGGCGCUCUCUGUGCCCGUGCUAUUGUCGAUGCUCAUCGGGGCCGUGUACAUCAUGAACUGA
Postia placenta MAD-698-R-SB12 is the source of this 1113-nucleotide messenger RNA. Its product is annotated as glycoside hydrolase family 16 protein. The coding region runs from base 1 to 1113 and encodes 370 amino acids. The record is from RefSeq and is a predicted model, not a curated record. NCBI's taxonomy places the organism in Eukaryota, Fungi, Basidiomycota, Agaricomycetes, Polyporales, Adustoporiaceae. The transcript has 7 exons. Gene Ontology annotation, molecular function: hydrolase activity, hydrolyzing O-glycosyl compounds. Gene Ontology annotation, biological process: glucan catabolic process.